This is a messenger RNA of Diospyros lotus (date-plum), 3127 nucleotides long. RefSeq names its product coatomer subunit gamma-2. Gene Ontology annotation, biological process: intra-Golgi vesicle-mediated transport; intracellular protein transport; endoplasmic reticulum to Golgi vesicle-mediated transport. The record is from RefSeq and is a predicted model, not a curated record. NCBI's taxonomy places the organism in Eukaryota, Viridiplantae, Streptophyta, Magnoliopsida, Ericales, Ebenaceae. The transcript has 18 exons. The coding region runs from base 171 to 2840 and encodes 889 amino acids. Gene Ontology annotation, molecular function: structural molecule activity. Gene Ontology annotation, cellular component: Golgi membrane; endoplasmic reticulum-Golgi intermediate compartment; COPI vesicle coat.
AAACGUUAGUACUAAGGAUCCAGAGAUCUGCAUUCUACAAUUACGCUUAAAUUUGAGAGAGAGAGAGAGAGUGUCUCUGCUCUAAGAGGCAGAUCUUUAUUUGCUCGCUUCUUCGGCCAAUUCGACUCUCGCUUCUCUCGUAAUUCCUCUGCGGUUCCGACGAUCUCUCGAUGGCUCAGCCUCUCGUGAAGAAGGAUGACGAUCGAGACGAGGAAGCGGAGUACUCUCCGUUUCUUGGGAUUGAGAAGGGUGCAGUCCUUCAAGAAGCUAGGGUUUUCAACGACCCUCAGCUUGAUGCAAGGCGAUGUUCGCAGGUCAUUACAAAGCUCCUUUAUCUUCUAAAUCAGGGAGAAACAUUUACAAAGAUUGAAGCUACGGAGGUAUUUUUUGCUGUCACAAAGCUUUUCCAGUCCAAAGAUAUUGGAUUAAGAAGAAUGGUAUAUCUGAUGAUAAAGGAGCUCUCUCCAUCUGCUGAUGAGGUUAUCAUUGUCACAAGCUCACUCAUGAAGGACAUGAAUAGCAAGACUGAUAUGUAUAGAGCAAAUGCUAUUCGGGUCCUUUGUCGGAUCACGGAUGGAACUCUUCUGACGCAAAUUGAGAGAUAUUUGAAACAAGCCAUUGUCGAUAAAAAUCCUGUGGUUGCCAGUGCAGCCCUCGUUAGUGGUAUCCAUUUACUCCAGACAAAUCCAGAGAUUGUGAAAAGGUGGAGUAAUGAGGUACAAGAAGCUGUUCAAUCCAGGGCAGCACUUGUGCAGUUCCAUGCCCUUGCUCUGCUCCAGCAGAUCCGGCAAAAUGAUCGAUUAGCUGUUAGCAAGCUAGUUACCAGCUUAACUAGAGGGACUGUUCGUUCACCUUUGGCUCAGUGCCUCUUAAUUCGUUAUACUAGUCAGGUUAUCAGAGAGUCUAGCAUGAACAACCAAACUGGGGACCGCCCAUUUUAUGACUAUCUUGAAGGUUGUCUUCGCCACAAAGCAGAGAUGGUUAUUUUUGAAGCAGCUAGGGCAAUUACAGAAUUAAGUGGUGUGACAAGUAGAGAGCUGACACCAGCAAUUACUGUUCUGCAGCUCUUCUUAAGUUCUUCCAAGCCAGUGCUUCGCUUUGCUGCAGUCCGCACUUUGAACAAGGUGGCAAUGACCCAUCCAAUGGCUGUAACAAACUGCAAUAUAGACAUGGAGAGCUUAAUUUCAGAUCAAAACAGAAGCAUAGCCACUCUAGCAAUAACCACACUGCUGAAAACUGGCAAUGAGUCCAGUGUAGACCGGUUGAUGAAGCAAAUAACAAAUUUUAUGUCAGACAUUGCUGAUGAAUUUAAGAUAGUUGUGGUGGAAGCCAUUAGGUCUUUAUGUUUGAAGUUCCCACUCAAAUACAGAUCUUUGAUGAAUUUCUUGAGCAAUAUUUUGAGGGAAGAAGGUGGUUUUGAGUACAAGAAAGCAAUUGUCGAUUCAAUUGUUAUUCUUAUAAGAGACAUCCCAGAUGCAAAAGAAAGUGGGUUGCUUCACCUGUGUGAAUUUAUUGAGGAUUGUGAAUUCACCUAUCUUUCUACACAGAUACUCCAUUUCCUUGGUAUUGAGGGGCCAAAAACAUCCGAACCCAGCAAAUACAUACGGUACAUUUACAAUCGAGUAAUACUUGAGAAUGCCACUGUUCGGGCUAGUGCUGUCAGCACAUUAGCGAAGUUUGGUGCUAUGGUUGAUUCUUUGAAACCGCGUAUAUUUGUUUUGUUGAGACGCUGUCUCUUUGACAGUGAUGAUGAGGUUCGUGAUAGGGCCACUUUGUAUCUGAAUAUGCUUUGUGGGGAUGGUGCCAUUGUUGAAACUGAUAAAGGUGUGAAGGACUUCCUCUUUGGGUCACUUGAUGUGCCAUUGGUCAACCUGGAGACAAGUUUGAAGAACUAUGUUCAAGAACCUUCAGAAGAGCCAUUUGAUAUCAAUUCUGUACCUAGGGAAGUCAAAUCUCAGCCACUUGUGGAGAAGAAGGCCCCUGGUAAAAAGCCAACUGGCUUAGGUGCUGGUCCUUCUGGCCCUACAUCCACUGUUGAUACUUAUGAGAAAUUGCUGUCCUCUAUCCCAGAGUUCUCAAGCUUUGGGAGGCUUAUCAAGUCCUCGGCACCUGUGGAGCUUACAGAGGCUGAAACAGAAUACGCAGUUAAUGUUGUUAAGCACAUUUUUGAACAGCAUGUUGUGUUCCAGUACAACUGCACAAAUACAAUUCCUGAGCAAUUGCUUGAAAAUGUCACUGUUAUUGUGGAUGCUUCUGAAGCUGAGGAGUUCGAUGAAGUUGCAUCAAAGCCCUUAAGGUCUCUUCCAUAUGAUUCACCGGGACAAACUUUUGUGGCAUUUGAGAAACCAGGAGGAGUCCCUGCAGUUGGAAAGUUCUCAAACAUGUUGAAGUUUAUUGUGAAAGAGGUUGAUCCAACAACUGGUGAGGCUGAGGAAGAUGGUGUGGAAGAUGAGUACCAACUGGAGGACCUUGAGGUUGUUGCAGCGGAUUAUAUGUUAAAAAUUGGGGUCUCUAAUUUCAGGAAUGCUUGGGAAAGCUUGGGUCCAGAUUGCGAGCGGGUAGAUGAAUAUGGUCUUGGACCAAGGGAAAGCUUAUCAGAAGCUGUAAGUGCGGUCAUCAAUCUUCUUGGCAUGCAGCCCUGCGAGGGAACAGAGGUUGUCCCAAGUAACUCAAGAUCACAUGCAUGCUUACUAUCUGGUGUGUUCAUGGGCAACGGAAAGGUGCUUGUUCGGUUGUCUUUUGGAAUAGACGGGCAAAAGGAAGUUGCGAUGAAACUUGCUGUCAGAUCUGAGGAUGAAUCCGUGAGCGAUGCCAUUCACGAAAUUGUGGCAAGCGGAUAGGUGGAUUCUUCAGGGAUUUAUUCUACUGCGUUUCCUUUCAAAUGGGGUUGAAAAUUUAUAUAUCUUUAAACGGGUAUUACUAGCUUUGAUAUAAAAUGCCGGUCGCUCUUGACUUGGAAGUUCGGCUUGCGGAGAGGCUGCUUUUAUUGUGUUUUUGUUUUUUUUCCCGUUUAAAAGAAAUUGUGUAGGUAUGAAUGUUCAAUUGCUUCUUCCUCAGAAAUAUCAGAUGAAUUUUGAAACAGAAAUAGUACUAUUGGAAUUCGACGUAUUCGUCAUUUUUGUAUUCA